This is a messenger RNA of Colletotrichum chrysophilum, 669 nucleotides long. RefSeq lists its product as uncharacterized. Bases 1 to 669 code for a protein of 222 amino acids. The transcript has 2 exons. The record is from RefSeq and is a predicted model, not a curated record. NCBI's taxonomy places the organism in Eukaryota, Fungi, Ascomycota, Sordariomycetes, Glomerellales, Glomerellaceae.
AUGACUAUUUGUGGCAAUGAACUGUCUGAAGAACAGUACAGACAAGCUGAAGACGCACAGAAGGGCUUCUUCGACCACCACAGGAAGUCCUCUACGGAGUUCAAGUCCAUGCCCGGCACUUUUGGCGGCGACGGUAUGAAGGAGAUGUCUGACGGUCUGAAGGAGAAGUCUGGUGAUCUGAGGGAGAAGUCUGGUGAUGUAUUUACGACUGCCAAAGGCAGAGCGAAGGAGACGUCUGGUGAUGCAGUCACUACUUUCAAAGCCAUCGGCAGAGAGGAGUUUGAAACCCAGAAGAAGGUGGCGCGAAUGUUCAAGGGUCUCCUGCAGAGAUCUUCUGGGUCCAAGUCGGAGUCGGACUCUGCCGCAGCUGGAAACGUCCGUCCAGACCGCAAUACGCGCAAGGAUCAGAAGGAACACAAGCCGACAAGUGGCAAAAUGCCCCGAAAUUCGCAGCGAGUGCAGAAACGGAGCUCGAAACGCGGGAAGCCGUCCUCUGAUUUCUCGAAGUUGGGCCCUGUUGUACCGACUGAGAAGCAAAGAGACGACGUACCGAGACAGGGCCAAGAAGACGAAGGCCAGAAGACAGUCGACAAGUGUCAAGAUAAGUGUCCAGAGAAAACCGAUCUCCACCACGCACCAACGCCACCUUGCGAGUCCCCGAAGGAGUAG